AUGAAGCCUGGUGCAAAAACAUCCCUCGUUCGCUUCAGCGAUCUUGAGCCAUCAUGGCACGUCCCCGGAGCCAAAGUCCCCGGCACCAUGAGAUGGCUUAUUAGUUGGGUCGGCGGGCCAGCGGGCUAUAUCAAUUCCAGCCCCGGAAAAGCUGUGGAAAAUGAAGAUAUUGGUGUUGGAUUCAUGUAUCUACCAGUGGGACAACGGCAGCAGGGUCUACACUACCAUGAGGUUACGGAGAUAUAUAUCAUCAUCAAGGGCUUUCUGGAAGGGUACGACGGGACAGGCAAGUCUCACCGAGCAGGUCCCAUGGAUUUGAUCAAUAUUCCUGCUGGUGUUCCUCACGGCGUGCGCAAUUGCGGCUCUGAAGAUGUGGAGAUGGUCUGGCUACACGAUGGAGUCGAGAAAAAGGGGGUUACGGUGUACUGUACGACGGAAGAGGACAUCAGAAACGCGCCUGGCAAGGAGCCGAUCACGAUCGUCUCACUAAAGGAUCUGGAGCCUUGUUGGUCACUACCUCGCGCCAAGGAACCCGAGUUUCUUAGAUGGUCAAUCAACUGGAUCGGAGGUCCAUCUGGGUACCAGAACCUGAAUCGCGGGCUGGCGGUCGAGAGCGAGAAGAUUACGGCUGGCCUGACGGUCCUCAUGCCGGGCAAUAAACAACCGCCGUACGCCCAAGAGCAAGUGUCAGAGACCUGUAUUAUCGCGGGAGGAAAAGCGGUCAUAAAUCUCGGUCAAGGCAACACAGAAGUUGGCUACCUGGAUUGCCUUUACUUUCCACCAGGGCUUACUCAUUCACUGCGAAACCACGGCACCGAACCGGCUUACAUUCUAUGGGCUCAUUCUAAGGCGAACCCAAUUGGCGCAACGGUCUAUCAAGGGGAAACAAACACGCAUUGUAACGGCAAUGGCAGCAGCUCGGCUGAUUGA
Fonsecaea nubica is the source of this 930-nucleotide messenger RNA. RefSeq lists its product as hypothetical. The transcript has a single exon. The record is from RefSeq and is a predicted model, not a curated record. Bases 1 to 930 code for a protein of 309 amino acids. NCBI's taxonomy places the organism in Eukaryota, Fungi, Ascomycota, Eurotiomycetes, Chaetothyriales, Herpotrichiellaceae.